AUGUCGGCCGAGCAAAAGGAUGGAAGGACGGUGGAAGCCUCGACGAGGUCCAAGCAGAUCAAGCUUAGCGAGUCAAACGACUCUCUAAGUAUCAAGACAAAAGAUAGUAUCGAGGAGCUGCAAUCAAAUGUUCGACGGUCUCCAAGAUCGCCAGUGCUUCUCAAAGCCAAGAGAGACUCGGAAAUCCCUCCAUCGCCAACCCGAUCACCUAAAUCACCUCGCCGACGACUCACGAAGAAGCUCACCGUCGAUACGAAAAGUGCUGAGUCUAACUUUGAGGGAUCAAACCGACCACUGAGUCCCUUUACCAGCGGUGGAAUGCUUAGGAAAGCAAGCGUACAGCCGCAGACAAUUCCUGGUUCAUUCAUCGAGUUCCGACCAACAGACGAGGAAGAAGGCAAGGGCAAGUCGCAGGAGCGUGGGACAGAAACUCUGGCAAAGACGCAGAAAAGUACUCUCAGGACGUCGGCAGAAGAGCGAGGAGGAAAGGGAAUCAUUGGGUUCUUGGCAAGACGGUUUACAAACGAAAAGAGCACCAAAAGCGACGCGAACGACGCGAGUAGGUGCAUGCCGGGUCGUGAUAACAGCUGA
Cladophialophora yegresii CBS 114405 is the source of this 591-nucleotide messenger RNA. RefSeq lists its product as uncharacterized. The record is from RefSeq and is a predicted model, not a curated record. The coding region runs from base 1 to 591 and encodes 196 amino acids. NCBI's taxonomy places the organism in Eukaryota, Fungi, Ascomycota, Eurotiomycetes, Chaetothyriales, Herpotrichiellaceae. The transcript has a single exon.